This is a messenger RNA of Bactrocera tryoni, 4023 nucleotides long. It is a transcript of the gene REPTOR, whose product is annotated as protein CREBRF homolog. The transcript is spliced from 7 exons. The coding region runs from base 841 to 3621 and encodes 926 amino acids. Lineage: Eukaryota; Metazoa; Arthropoda; Insecta; Diptera; Tephritidae. Gene Ontology annotation, cellular component: nucleus. Gene Ontology annotation, molecular function: DNA-binding transcription factor activity, RNA polymerase II-specific; RNA polymerase II transcription regulatory region sequence-specific DNA binding. The record is from RefSeq and is a predicted model, not a curated record. Gene Ontology annotation, biological process: response to unfolded protein; regulation of transcription by RNA polymerase II.
AAUCAAAUAAAAAGUGUUUAAAAAUAGCUGAAACCAAGGAAGCUGAAAGAAAAAAUAUAAAAAGCAAAAGGUUUCGAACAACAGUGUUUGGUUCAGCACAUCAUUUCAUAAGAAGAAGUACAUAAGUAGAGGUCAAAGAGUGUAGAGAAAAACAAGGAAGUGUUUGACAAACAGCCGAAACUAUAAACGGCGCAUAAAAUAAUAAUAAAAACUACAAAAAUUCAACGAAAAACCGGCAGCAGUGAACCGGCUUGAGCUCAUCACACUCACCAACACAGCAAUCGACCUUUCUACCCAUCACCCUUAUUAUCUAAUUCUUUAGCCGGUACCGAAGCAACGUAGAAUAACAAACGAUAAGUGAUUUUGUGUGUUCCCGCGAACUUCGCACGCAUUUUAGCGUGACUCCAUUUGAAAGGUCCAGCAAACUCGGUUUGACCGCGUUAUUCGAGCACAAAAUUUGCAGCAGGGACAGCGAGACAAGAAGUGGUGUGCGCAAGGCCAGCAGGCCUAAAAGCCUGACCAGCGUUGUUUUUUUUCUUCUUAUUGCACGGCGUUUGUGGGAAAAGCUCAAUCUCUACUAGGAGCCGGUUAUUAGCCACCACAGGCCGCGGCGUCGGCGCCAACGCCAUUAAUUAACAGCCAACCACAGCCGACAACAAAGGCUUUACAUUAGUCGUCUCACACAUAUCGUCUAAUAGCCGAGUAGCAGUGUGUGUCGCUACAAAUCGACGCACCAGCAAUAAUACUACAACAACAGUAGCAGCAACAGCAGCAGCGCAGCGUCCUAGUGACCGCAAUCUAUGCACCGGCUGCCGCAACAGUGUCAGCACUUGUCGUAAAAUGACCGAGAAUCAAUUAUUUUCCAUGUCGACCGAUCUAUUCGACACCUCGUCCAACAGCAGCAAUCCACUAAAGUGUGAUAUCUUCUCGUUGGCGCUGAGCAACAGCAACACUUCCAGUCUACUCUUCGGCACAUCGACGCUGCCCGCACUUAGCCCAUUGCAGCAGCUGAAUGUGAAUACCGUUUUCAAUACAAAUUCCAACUCCAGUCCCAAUUCCAAUUCCAAUUACCUUUCGAAUACAAAUUCGAACGCCAACACACCAAACGACCAACAACACCAACAGCAACAGCAACAGUCGCAGCACACAUUCACCAGUAUCGGCGGCAACAGCGUUGGUAGUAGUGUUGGUGGCGGCAGCAUCAGCGGUAGCAGUAAUGUGAUGCUGACCAACGCCAUAAGCAUACCGCGCAGUAAUAAUCCAAAUCAGAGUCAUAAUCCCUGGACGCAAGAACGAGAUUCGCAUCAUCAUCCCAGCCCAAGUCCCUUGCAGCAUCAUCCCCAUCAUCUCAAUAGCCAUAAUCACAACCAAAUCUCUUCCAUGAUGUCUGCACAACAACAACAACAAAAUAACCAACAGCAACAGCACCAACAACAACAUCAGCUGCAACAACAAUCGUUGCAGCACUCACAGCCUCGUCUCUUUGUCGAUUUCUCCGACUACGGUUUGGAUGUCGCCUCGCUGGACGCUGCCUCGUUGUCGCCAACGCUGCUGCAAGAUGUCAGCUUGGGCGCUGCUUCGCCACUGCACGGCAUCACGUCCAACGGUUUUUAUGCGGCCGACGCCUCGCCGGUCAGCAACAGCGGCAGCAAUAGCAUAGUUGGCAGCGUUGGUACCGUGGACUCGGCCAGCACGCUGCUGGGUCUGAAUGAUAGCAUACGCUCCGGUGAUGAUGGCAACAAUUCGUUGCUGUUCGAUGUCACCGGCACGCCCAACUCGAGCGCGAUGUGGAGUGACAUCAGCAAUGCUAUCAUCACCAAACAUGAACCAUUUACACUGGAGGAGGACUAUAUUUUUCCCAUAGAUAAGGCUGAGAUACAGGCUGCCGGUUUCGGUGAUAUACCCGAUGAACACUUCCUCGAUGUGAUCGAUAAUUUUGAUGAGCUCUUGAACAGCGGUGCUGGACAGAAUGACUUCAUUCUAUCGCCUCAACAGAAUAAUAGCUCAAACAAUUUGCAGCAAUUGAAUAGUCCACAGGCCUCGCCUAGUGGUGCACCACCAAUGGAGUUGUUGCAGAUGCAUAAGCAACAACAGCAGCAACAGCAACAACAAUUGACACAACUGCAAACGGCUCAGCAGCAGCAGCAGCAACAUCAACAGCAGCAGUCGCAGCAGCAACAACAACAACCACGUAUACAGCACAGCAACAGUGCUGGUGGCGCCAUACACACACACCAUAACCACCACAAUUCGUCUAGUCCAUAUGAAAUCUACCAUAGCACACCGAAUAAGCAGCAGCAGCAACAUCAGUUAAGCAGUUCGGGCUCGAACUCAUUCUCUCCGGGCAGUCAGGCCUCGCAUUCGCCACUUCAGUUGAAUUCCAUUACGCCACCACCACCGCCGCAUGGUAAUCGCUCACAAAGCUUGCAGGUGAAGUCGCGCAACAUGUUGGAAUUGCAGAAGAAGGGAUUCUCCAUGUCGCCCGAUCGUGUCAAUGGCAGCAGUGCCGGUUUGUUGGGCCAGUCGGUGCCGGGAAAUAGUCACUUGCUGCUCUCUGGUAAUGCGCUCAGCCCCAGUAGCGGUGGCAGUAGUAGCGGUUUCGGCAGCACCACUGGCGGUGGCAGCAGCACUGGUGGUUCGGUACGCAAAUCGUUCCAAUAUCCUAGUGAUACAUCCAUAUCGCGCCUGUCCUCAUCGGCGCCCACACAUCUCGGACUCGAACACAUUUGGAUGCGACGUGAACCGCGACAGCAUUUGCUGUCUACUGGCUCGCUGGCCGAGGCUGAAUCGUUCUCGUCGCUUAGCACCGGCAGCGUGUUGUCGCCGGAUGGUAUUGAUUUCUCGCAGGACGAUGAUGACGAUGCGUCGACAGACUACAACAGCGAUAAUUAUGAUGACCUAUCCAGCGAUGGUUCUGAUAAUGAGGACGACUCGCGCACCACCAUUUCCGGCCACAUGUCAGGCGGUAAAGGCAAAGAGCGCUACUUUUGGCAGUACAAUGUGCAAGCUAAGGGGCCCAAGGGCAAACGGCUUGUAUUCCAGUCACGUCUGGAGGAUCCGCACGUCUUGAACGAGGCCACCGAUCCGGUGUUCAGCCCUAAUUGUUCCGUGCGUGGUAUCAAGGUAUUCAAACACAGCGGCAAGGCGCGCAAGGGUGAUGGCAAUGAUCUUACGCCGAAUCCACGCAAAUUGCACGUCAUCGGCAAGGAGCUGGACAAGUUGGGUCGCACCAUCAACGACAUGACACCCGUGUCCGAGUUGCCCUUCAAUGUGCGUCCGAAAUCGCGCAAAGAGAAAAAUAAGUUGGCCUCGCGCGCUUGCCGGCUCAAAAAGAAGGCUCAGCACGAGGCGAACAAAAUCAAACUUUUUGGACUGGAAAUUGAACACAAACGUUUAAUUAAUGGCAUUUUCGAAUUGAAACAAGCAUUGGCGCUCAAAUAUCAAAAUCAAAAUAAUGUCGAGCACACCGAGGCGAUUAAUCAGCGAAUCGAACAGAUCUACAAAACGGCACAAACUGGUCUGCGUAUAGCUGGCGAUACCACUGACUUCGUGAACAAAGUGCUGGAGAAUGUGAAGAGCGGCGUACCAAACGGCGGUCUCGAGGAUCUAAAACACUCAUAGAAGCGUGAGAAACGAGAAGUGAAAAAUCGAAGAUGUGAAUAGCUAUUAAGGAUAAAUAUUGGAGGCUCAAAAGUGAAAAUGAAAGGCGAUAUGAUGAAGAGUGAGGAGAGUAAAAACGAAAGCAAGCAUAUUGUAAUGACAACUGUAGCCGAGGAGUAGAAGAGUUAACAGUUGCACACAAACAACGGUGAAAGUGAAGUGUGAAUGCUUACCGGCGAAUGAAGUGAAGAAUUUACGGCGGUUACGGAAAAAUUGUGUUACAAAGAAGAUUAUCAGCUGGUAGAGCAUAACUGAUAACAAGGAAUACGCAGAAAGCAUGUUUUUAUGUAAAAAAAGUUGUUAAAUGUAAACGAAAGAGGCCACAGUUAUAUAAAUACAUAUAUAUUUACAUAUACAUAUAUA